UGUGCUUGUACUCUGAUUCACUGGGUCACAGGCCAGUCCCAUGGGUCGGAAUAUUUGGGUUUGACUGAAUAUAAAAUGCUGUGUUUACCUCAAUUUGACUCGAUCCCAAACACACACGCACAGUCGCGCGCGCACACACACACACACACACACACACACACACACAGACCCAGUGUGUAUAGAACCUCUUUUAUUCUUUGGUGAUCUCUUUCUCAUUACUCACACAUCUUAAUCAACCCCAGCCCUCUCCCCUACCCGUACUCUACUGGCACCCAGGAUCCUAUAGAUGGGCUAAAAGGUUAUUUAUUCAGUGUAUAGGAAAAGUAGGUAGCUGAAACCAUAACAGGCUAAACUGAUGUUUUAGUUUAGCAUCAUAGUGUCUCAAUAGCAACAUAUAUUCUAGUUUUCACCUGUCACUGUUACCACUACUACCACGCAGCUGAAUGAACUGGAGUUGGUUUGCAUAUUAGACAGAGAGAAUUUAGGGCCUGAGAGAGAUUAUUUAGUGCCUGUAAUGACCUGCAAUGUACAGCUGUCCUUUUGGAACAUAAGAUAAACAUUCUUCUCCGUAUGUGUGUUUGCAUUGUGCUGUAGUACACAGUAGUAUUCUAACAUGAAUAUAAACAGCCUGACGGGAAAGUCCUCUUUCACUGUCUACUUAAAGUACAUUCAUACACACAGACACACGCUCUCUCUCCAUCUCUGUUGCUGUCACACACAUCCAUUCCCAUGAUCAACAGUAGAAGCGGCAGAUCAGCAAUACCCCUCUAUUCUCUCUCCGUCUCUGCUGUCUGUGUUGCCUUCAUGUCCAGACUAGAAUGGUUGGAGAAAUAGAGCAGACAGGCCUUUAUCAGUGGCUGGCCACAGGCUGCAGUUGCUGCAGGGAGCUGGUGAUCAGAGAGGGGCUGGAUGCAGGGUGCAGCUCUGGCUGACUGGUGAUAAACCACAAACAAACAUGAGUGUUCCAGCAGAUUAGGAGGCAGACACGGAGAGAAAGUGAAACAGAAAAGGGGAGAGGAGAGUGUUGUGUGUUUUGUAGUUGCAGUGAAUUGUAUUUGUUGUCAUUAUAGGAUCUUAGACCAGUACCUAAAGGUUGUCUAUUGUUGGUGUGUGGGCAGUGGCAGUUGUCUGCUGGUGUAAGGAGUUGUAAGUGCAGUGUUGGAGGUGUAUUAACAUGUACAGCGUAGCGAGUCUGCAGAGACUGUGAACGUCAAGCAUGAUGUGGCUCGUGGUUGAUAUUUUGGUGGUUUAGCAACUGAACACUAAUCUCUCUCUAGGUUGUGGUUGAGAGUUAUUGAAGGAAAGACAGAUUGGUGUUGUCAUUUAACCCUCUCAGUUCUAUAGUUGAGGGCUUCACAGACACAGACCAAGUGUGGCUGAAUGUAUCACCCAGCAGAGCAGUAUCAUGGACGUAACACCAGGGACUCCUACCCUGCUGGAGGACCUCACAGAGGAACAUGGGCCCCCGUCAACAGUCGCCCCUGGGGCCCUCCAAACAGGUACACCGGAGGAAUCAACCAAUCCCAGCACGUUAACAAGAUUUAUGACAGAGGGGCCAGGCCCUCCUUCCAUGUCCAGGGAAGGGACCCUCAGAGGGACCAGAGACCAGCAACACGACCCUGGGCCCAGAAAGACCAGGCUUAUGAGACCCAGGGCUGGCACCAGGACUCCCCACGGUCAUUUCAAAACCAUGGCCGCAACCAGGGAGGCUACCAAACAGGACCGGGGGAACCCUACACCAUCUGGGACUUUUACAACAACCAGCCUCCCAGAUAUGGGGGUCCCCACCAGCACCAACGGCCCAGAGAUCCCCCCGGAGACCUGGGCUCCCCAGCAGAGAGGUGGGUCACCUCAGACCGCUCCAGGGCCUUCCCAGGCAGGAUGAUAGACCAGGGACCAGGACCAUGGAAGCGCCCGCCCCCCCACAAGCACCACCGUGGCCAACCUCCACACCGCUCCCCACACUCACAGCACUCUCCGCCCCCCAAGGAAGACUGCCCUGCCAAGAGGAGCAGGAGCUCUGGCCCUGAGCAGCCCUCUCACCGUGGCUCAAAGCAUUUAUCUGGACCAGACCAGCCACACUCACCACCCCACUACCUCCCUCCCAAACAAGGUUUCUGGAACCAAUCAUAUGACAGACCUGGUUCUCGCACCCAUGCUGACAGGAGGACGUUGUCUACCGAGUUACAAGAAUCCAUCAAGUCAAGAUUAGGGCGUUUCAACUAUAGUACACAUCAUUCUACCCAUAGUCCAGUUCCCCAGGUCCCCUUCGAUGGUCAAGGCCCCCCUCCUUCCUCCUAUCCCCGCCACCCUUCUCCAUCCCAGCCCUGUGGCGGUAGCAGACCCCCCCACCAUGGAUCCUGGGUGGAGGUGUAUGGCCAGUCCCAGCCCCCCUCCUCACCAGCAGAACACACCGGCGUGCCUUACAGCCAGCACCACCAGCGCCCCCCAUCACCCCCCUCAGUACCUCAGCACAGCCCCCCAGCUCCACGCUCCCACAGACAGAAGAGGGAUCAGACCCCCUCCCAGCCCUCUGCUAGAGAGCCUCCCCACCGCAACAGCAGCCACAGAGUUUUAGGCUUCACAGCCCUGAGCUCCUCCUGCCCCUCUGGCCUCUCCAGCUCCACCACUCCUAGUAAGGCCAGUGGGAAGAAAGACCCUCCACCCAAUCAGAGGAGUCCUGACACUGCCGCUGGCACACCCCAUAAACGGGGACCAAGGACCCCCUCACCCAGUCCCACUCCUCCCCCUCUCUCUGCCUCCCGCACAGGGCUAGGCUCAGAGCCCCAGACCCCACCCAGCUCUCCCCAGGAUAGACCUACUGUCAACAAGCCAGGGCUUCAGCCUCAUCGACACAAACAGACAGAAAGGACCCAUAAGGAUAAAGAAAGUCGAGCGGAGAGAGGCGAGGUGGGAAAGAGGGAACCAACGAGGAAGAUGGAGAAGAAGAUGGAGGAGAGGAAAAGGAGAAAGGAGAAAGAAGCGAAAAGGGAGGAUGGGGUAAAGAAUAAGUUGAGGGACAAGGUGGAGAGAAAAAAUAGGAAAGAGGAAGGGAGGAAGAUUGAGAAAAGGGAGGAGAGUCUUAGGGCUAAGCAGCUGGAGAAAGCAGAGAUGGGAUGCUCAAAUUCACCACGUGAAUCAUCCCUCCCUCCAUCAGUAUGGCCUUCCUCCCCUAAGACUCAGUCUGGAUCUAGGGUUCCAGGGAAGCCAGGCCAACCCUCCCAGACACCAUCCACCGCUGGCAAACACAGACACAGAGAGAAGGGCCAAGGAAGAGGUCGAACGUCCCAUGACCACAGCUCUCCAAAUACCUCAGAGACAGUGCCACCUGCUGGCCCACUUGCCGCCCAUCCUAACCAACCCUCACCACAUCCAUCCAAACACAAAAAGUCAAGGAGGGGAGGGACCCUGUACAAGUCAAACCCAGCUCAACCCAAACACCCCGUCAAGGGCUCACCACUGCCAACCUGUCCCCCACCCACCACCACCACCACCAUUAACAACAACAUCAGCAGCACCAACAAGACCAGUAAGACCAGUCCUCAGCCCACCAGCCCUCCAAAACCAUCUAAAUGCAGCACAGAGGAGAAGGCUGAUUCUACCCCCUCCACACUCUCAUCCAAAACCCCAGCAGCUCCCACUGUGGCUGGGUCAGCGGGGUCCAUCCCAAGCCAGCAGAACCAGACAGAGACAAUGGGUGUGUGUCCAGAAGGGGGGGUCCUGCUGGCCCCAGAUCUCCAGCCUGCGGCGGGAGUGGGCAGUGUGGAGGAACUGGGAGACAACCCCCCCGCCAGCCCCCCUGUGCUCAGCUGGCAAGGCUCUCCAGCAUCAGCCAUGAGUGAGGAAGAAGAGGAGGAAGAGCAGGGAGGAGUGAUGAGGAGACCUGUCCUGCAGCCCAGCCCCACCCACAGCCCGUCCAUCUCACCCCCCCAUGGGAACUUAGAGGAGCUCAAUGAGAAGGCAGAGGGGGUCAGUGAGGGAAGGGGUGCUGAUGAGCUUCGCCAUAGCGACUUGGCCAAGCUCUAUGGCCUGCCUGAUACUCCCAAUGGAGUGGAAGAGGAGGAUGAGGAAGAGGAGGACAGUAGUGGGGACACUUCAUCCAGCUCUCUGCCUCCCCGUCGGCCACACCUCCACCAGACAGGAGUGGCUGAUGUCUUCAAGUCUUUGGCCUCGUUCCUAGGGGGCCAGAGAUACACAUAUCGGGGCGGUCCGUUUGGGCGUCCUCCUCCUAGCUCCAUGGGAGGAGUGAAGUACUCUUCCUCCCUCGCCAUGGACCCGGAAACCAACUGUCAGGACCAGCAGUGUCCCUCCCCGACAUCUGACUCCACCACGCCCCCACGACUCACUACCCAAUCACCCACUCACACUACCUCAGAUCCGCCUUCUAAACCCCGUCCUCCCUUAGACCUCAACCAACCACAACUCUCCGUGGGGGAGCGCACGAAACAGAAGCACGCGAGAUUGGAGGAGAUUCAGAAUGAGAGGAAGAAGGAGAGGACUAAGGGUGUAGACAGCGGGGAGACAGCCGGGUCUCUGAGCGCUGAGCUGAGGUUGACCACCACACACCGCCUCCCUGCCACCACAAAGGAGGAGCGGGGGCAGAGGGAGGUACGCAGGCGGACAGGCAGGAAGAGGGUACAAAGCGGUGCAGAUGGAAACAGGGAAGAGGAUGGGAAAAGGAAGAGAAGGAAACAAGAUAGCAGUCAUCAGAGGAGUGGAGGCAAUGAAAAGAAGAAGAUAGAAGAAAAGAGAGACAGAAAAUCAGCCUCCUCCAUUACGUUGUCCUCAUGUACACCACCCCCCAGUAGCCCGGUCAAGCAGCUCAAAGACACUAAGAAGAGCCGUCCGAUUCCGGGGAACCUCGGCCUCCAGAGCAAAGGCAUCCAGGGACAGAAAGACAAGGCGCACACAGGAAACACUGAGCAGGGGGCAGAAUCGACAGUGAGGAAGGAGGAGAGGUGCAGUGAGCCUGAAACCAUGACGUCCACACCAGGCAGUAACACAGACACAGUGGCAACCGCAACUAGCACCAUCAACACUCCCUCUACUGCUACCCCCACCCCGGCCCCGCCUGCUGCCCCAGUGAGGAGGACCCCCUGUCCCCUGGCUGCUGCUGAUUUCCUGAAGCUGAAGGCCCUGUCCAUGGGCCCUCCCAAGGAGCUGAAGAUCCGUCUGAUCAAGGUGGAGAGUGGAGACCGAGAGACGUUCAUCGCCUCCGAGGUCGAGGAGCACCGGAUCCCCCUAGGAGAGGUCAGCAUCAGACACACAGCCAGCGAGGUCAUCAGGGCCUGCAAGAGCGCGAAGGUAAAGGGGAAGUUUCGGGAGUCCUAUCUGCUCCGUGCUUUCUCUGUCAAGCCUGUUCUCAUCACCGACCCACCCAUCCCACGAGAGAAGCUUAACCCCCCCACACCAAGCAUCUAUUUGGAGAGUAAGAGAGAUGCCUUCUCCCCAGUCCUCCUCCAGUUCUGUACUGAUCCCAAGAACCCUGUCACUGUCAUCCGAGGCCUGGCUGGAUCCCUCCGGCUCAACCUGGGUCUGUUCUCCACUAAGUCUCUGGUGGAGGCCAAUGCAGAGCAUGCUGUGGAGGUGAGGACCCAGGUGCAGCAGCCUGCUGAUGAGAACUGGGACGCCACUGGUUCAGGCCAGACCUGGCCUUGCGAGAGCAGCCGCUCACACACCACCAUCGCCAAGUACGCCCAGUACCAGGCCUCCAGCUUCCAGGAGAGCCUCCAGGAAGAGAAGGACAGUGAGGAUGAGGAUAAGGACGAACAAGAAGAGAAGCAGGCUCCGUCCUCUGACCCGUCAACCACCGCUGCGUCUGGCGCCAGCAAAGCCAACCCUUCUGUGGUUGCUAGCAAAGCCAACCCUUCUGUGGUUGCUAGCAAAGCCAACCCUUCUGUGGUUGCUAGCAAAGCCAACCCUUCUGUGGUUGCUAGCAAAGCCAACCCUACUGUGGUUGCUAGCAAAGUCGGCCCUACACCUAUUGCUAACACACUCAGGCCAGAGGCAAAAUCGACUGGAAAUAUCAUCAAAUUCGGCACCAACAUCGACCUCUCUGAUCCUAAGAGGUGGAAGCCCCAGCUGCAGGAGCUGCUGAAGCUGCCAGCCUUUAUGCGUGUGGAGUUCAAUGGAAACAUGCUGAGCCACGUGGGACACACCAUCCUGGGCAUGAACACCGUCCAGCUCUACAUGAAGGUCCCCGGGAGCCGCACGCCUGGCCACCAGGAGAAUAAUAACUUCUGCUCUGUGAACAUCAACAUCGGGCCGGGGGAUUGUGAGUGGUUUGCAGUCCAUGAGCACUACUGGGAGCACGUCAACAACUUCUGUGAGAAGCAUGAAGUAGACUACCUGACGGGGUCCUGGUGGCCUGUUCUGGAGGAUCUGUACCGCUCCAACAUCCCGGUGUAUCGCUUCAUCCAGAGACCAGGGGACCUGGUGUGGAUCAACGCAGGGUCCAUCCACUGGGUGCAGGCUGUGGGCUGGUGCAACAACAUCGCCUGGAAUGUUGGACCUCUCAACUCAUACCAGUAUCAGCUGGCUCUGGAGCGCUUUGAGUGGAACGAGGUGAAGAAGGUCAAGUCCAUCGUUCCCAUGAUCCAUGUCUCCUGGAAUGUGGCCCGCACUAUCAAGAUCACAGACCAAGAAACCUACAAGAUGGUCAAACAUUGUCUCCUACAGUCCAUCAAGCACAUCCAGAUUCUGAGAGACCAGCUGGUUGCUGCAGGGAAGAAGAUCUCUUAUCAGAGCCGUGUGAAGGACGAACCAGCCUACUACUGCAACGAGUGUGACGUGGAGGUGUUUGACCUGCUGUUUGUGACCAGUGAGUCUGGCAAUAGGAAGACCUACAUGGUGCACUGUGAGGACUGUGCCCGGACUGUGUCCAAGAGCCCCUCGCUGGCUGGAGUUGUGGUGCUGGAGCAGUACCGCGUGGAGGAGCUGAUGAGAACCUACGACAGCCUCUGUGUGACUCCAUCACCCUGCUCCAAGUGAGGCCUCCUUCCUGUUGUCCAACAGCCAUAACCAAAACCCCUACACAGUGGCAGCACAGGCGUCAUCUUCAAGGAAUACUACUACUGCUAACACUUGGUGAACAGCCAACCAUGUUUACUCAGUGUCGUUUACAUCACCGUAAGAUAUCGUCCGUCAGCCAAUUGAAUUCCAGCUCACUGUCUUCCCCUCCUACCAGCUGCUGAUUGGACUUGAGUCUUGAGAUAGAAUGACUAGACUGGUACAACUACUCGUUAAAAACAUGUCAGACAACUACAGAAAAUGUGAACAUAGUUAGCACUGAAAAAUCAGGUCUUAUUUAAAACGGACACUGCUGUGAUUCAAAAGCGUCAAGUAGCCGGUAUAUGGUGCAUUAAUUCAGGUACUUUUAUGCAAAUCCAAUGGAACUUUUUUACACCAAUCUAGUUAUUCUACACCCAUGAAUUUACUGUGUUGCGACGCUAUCAGCAGGGGAAUCGCUUCACUAGCAAAGUAGCCAAUAGUCUCAAUGAAAUUACAUUGUUUUGGUUUUGUUUUCUAUUCAGGUGAACUCUGACAUUUAUAAUUCCUGUCUGUAUACUCUUUGGGGUGCUAUUUCCAUUUCAUUUAUUCUGACCUAGGUAUUUCAAAAGUUUAACCAGCCUAGAAGUACACCUCAUUGGCCUUGCGGAACUGUAUUUAGAUGAAAGGGAAAAAUGCAAACAUGCAGAAAAGGUUUUCGAAAAGCAUUAGGAAUUUUCAUUUAAGAAAUACGGGUUUACGAGACCGAGGACUAAUCUGGUUUCACUCUUUGUUGGAAAUCAAGUCUGUUUUCAUUGUGAUUUUAGUUUUUGCAUAAUAAUCCUAAAUAAUGUUUGGUAGAGAGAGAUGUGAUUGCUACAAUAUACCCUAAAGAGGAUCCCCCUUCCUUUUUCUUUUGAUAAAUGGUAUCGUUCUCCCUGUUUUUAAACCUCUUUUUUUUUUUGGUUGCUAUCUCCUUCUUUUCUCGAUUACAGAGAAAAUGGAAGAAUUGUAAAUUGUGACUUUAUUUAUAUAUGUAUAUGUUUUGUUUUCUUAAAUGUAUUUAUUGCAUAUUGAUGGUGCUUCUCUGGGGACACCAGCUAUUUUUAAAGUUUCCUAUUGUGUGUGGACAGGUAAGGGCAAACAGGGGGAGGUUGGAUUUUAAUGGUGCUCAACCCCCUCUUGCCUCGACCCAACCCCUCACUAACUGUGUAUAAAUGAUCUAUGAAUAUAAGUCAAUGAAUAUAACUGAAACCGAGAGGUUGGUGCUUAGAACCGCGUCAUUACGCUUACUGGUAAAUGAAUAGAAUGAUGUCUUUGUACUGUAUCUAACUGAUAAAAACAAUACCUUUUUUCAACUUUUUUGCAUUAAUACGAAAUUCAUAAAAUUGUGACGCAUUUGUGAUUUUAUGAUGGAUAUUAUCAGUAUUUGUAGUUUUAGCCACUUUUGAACGAGACUUUUAGGGAUGUAUAGCGAGGUGUGGGUUUGGGUUCCUUCCGUGUUCUGUCCUCAUGAGUAUCAUUUCAAGGUUGUAAUCUUGCUCUCCUCUGACUGUUUAUUGAAGCUGCACUGUUUUAAAAGAAGAAGAAAAAACUCCUAUCAAAGGAGGCCUGAUCCAGACCUGUCUCAAACACCCUGUGAUGUUUCUGUGACAUUAUUGUGAGUAAUAUUAAUCCAAAUAAAAUCAAAAUGUUUGAAGAAA
Molecule: messenger RNA, 8690 nt
Organism: Oncorhynchus nerka (sockeye salmon)
Lineage: Eukaryota; Metazoa; Chordata; Actinopteri; Salmoniformes; Salmonidae
Product: lysine-specific demethylase 6B-like
Exons: 19
Coding region: 1381-6990 (1869 amino acids)
Biological process (GO): heart development; regulation of gene expression
Cellular component (GO): MLL3/4 complex
Molecular function (GO): chromatin DNA binding; RNA polymerase II cis-regulatory region sequence-specific DNA binding; histone H3K27me2/H3K27me3 demethylase activity
Source: RefSeq, a predicted model, not a curated record